Mycotypha africana is the source of this 2167-nucleotide messenger RNA. Its product is annotated as TH1 protein. Gene Ontology annotation, molecular function: RNA binding. NCBI's taxonomy places the organism in Eukaryota, Fungi, Mucoromycota, Mucoromycetes, Mucorales, Mycotyphaceae. Gene Ontology annotation, biological process: negative regulation of transcription elongation by RNA polymerase II. The transcript has 8 exons. Gene Ontology annotation, cellular component: nucleus; NELF complex. The record is from RefSeq and is a predicted model, not a curated record. The coding region runs from base 196 to 1746 and encodes 516 amino acids.
CUAUUGUAAAUUGCUAGGCUCUAUCAGCCUAGGCACGCCAAUUGUUUGCUCAUUCGCAUGAAUUCAGUCACGAGUUUAGGUUUUUUUUUUUUGACUUUUGAAACAGUUCCUACGGCUGGAAAAUAACAACGUCUUUCCCUAUAUUUUUUUAAGCGCUUCUCCUUUCUUGAUUAUUUUUGAAAGAAUACAGUUGAAAUGGCUCAUCAUUUGAAUUCAAAAAGUUUGAUCGUCGAUGAACUGCAGAAAACAUUCUUGCAAAAAGAUUCUAUUUUAGAGCCAAAUAUUUACAAGUUGGCCUUUGAAGGAUACAGAAAUAAUGGCGGUUCGCCCAUAGAAGCUAUCAACAUGCUCUCAGAAUCUUAUGUGGGCUAUCCUUCUAUGAUCAACGUAACAGCCGAAGCAGUGAAUAUUAAUGGAUUGGAUAGUUCCAAUUGCUUAAAAGCAGCAUUUGAGCGACUUUUGCUCAGCCGAUUCGAUCCACAACGUUGCGACAAAAUGCUCAUGCAAGAUAGCGAACCAUCAGCACUAGGAUGGCUCGAUCAUUUGUUGGAGGAUAUUGAUUGGAGAAAAAAGAUAUAUGAGCUUAUUGAGAAGUAUCCUACCUGCGAGUUUCUCAACUAUGCCAUAAUUCGAAUUGUUAAUGCUGGUCAUGAUGCCGAAGUAUCAAGAUUGAAAACUUCUACGACAUGCCUAAAAGUCUAUAAUUUGAUUCUUGCGAACAGAUUGUCAGAUAUUGUAGAUAAAGACGACGUGGAAUUUGAAGAAAAAUUGCCAGAAGUAAUUCGCAUCUGUUGUGAACGAGAGGAUACGUAUUUGUCAGCGAUCAUUCUACUUCGAAAACUUUAUCAUCAAUAUAAUGCUACAUCAUUUAUUCGUGUUCGUCAAGAAUUGGAACGUGUCGCUAGAAAGCAUGGUAAUUUGCCUAUGCUGGAUGCAAUGCAUCUUUUAGUUGACGCGGAUCCUUCAUCUGUCGAAGUCAGAAAGCUCGUCAAAAGCAUUUUAAGCUCUUCCAUGAUUGCAUUAGGAGAUCUUUCUGAACUGCAACGAUUGUACAGUUCUGCUAACCCACCAUUAGCAGCUCAUUUAUGUGAAUAUGAUUUUUUGAUAAAGUUAUUGGAAACAAUCUAUGCUCCAAAAGAUGGAACGCCAGCAAGGGAAGAUUUAGUCUAUCCAAUAAUUCAUAUAAUAGCUUAUGCCACUACUAUCAACGAUACAAAACCACACGUUGGGCAACAAGAUGUUGUAAACAAAGUCAAAACGCUUUUGGCAACAUUACACGUAAAACUGACAGCUGCAACGAGGGCCGGCAGCAUAACAGGUGCGGCUAAAUGCAUCAUCGAAGCUAUCAAACUCCCAAUUGGAGCAAUGGCGGUGCUUUUGUGGGCACAACAUAUGGCAACUAACACUUCGUAUUUCGAUACAUAUUACCGAUCCCAGCAAACCCCGGAUCUGUUGUUAUUCUUGGACGAAAUAGCUGAGCUUCAUCCAUUGCAGCAACCGUUUGUAUUCAACAUUGUCACAGAAUGUAUAAAGCAUAAACCAGUUAAUUUCGCUCCUGAAACUUGGUCGAAUUUGCAAGCAAUGUGGAUUGACCGUUUAUUGUUCUUACUUCGAUCCCACUAUUGCAAACCCGUCCUGAAUUAUUUCCAAAGCGCUGGCAGAGAGUUGGACAACAGUUUGGUGGUCCACUUUGUUCAAAGAGUAAGUGGUUUAUUGGGCAGCCCUCCAACUUAUAACUUCUAUUAGACUGACAAUUGUCCAUUUAAUAGGUUCUUGAAAUGGUAAGACCUCCUUACCGCGCAGAGUUCAUUGAAAGUAUGGUAGCAAUCAUCGAGCCUCUCAUUGAUAAUCGCGAGUCCACAAGACGCAUCAGACAGUCCAUAGUCGUUUUCUUCCAGUACUGCCUUAACGCAAAUUCAAAUUUAAGUGAAUCCCUGUGCGAACGAAUCACAAACAUCAUUAUUAACUGCCAAUGAACUUCUUAUUAACACCAACAGGCUCUUUUAUAAAAUUAUUCCCCCCAUUCCCAUCAUUUAAUUUUCAUAAAAAUUAGCAAGCAUUGAGCUGAAAACGUAAAAGAUUUAUUGUUAUGUUUGAAGGAUAGAGUUUUCCUUAUCUGGGCAUAACAGAAUAAAGAAGACUGGCAUAGUAAUGUAACAAGCAGAUA